AUGCGUCCUGAUGGCUUCCCGUCCAAGCUUCUCAACCUCAUCAAGGCCUACUACGCUCACACUCGAACUAAAGUGAGGUGCUACGAGGAAGAAUCAGAUUCCUUUGUCGUCCGAACGGGCGUCCGCCAAGGAUGUGUGCUCUCCCUCAUCCUGUUCAACUACAUUAUUGACUGGAUCCUGGAGAAUAGCAUAGUUGGCCUCGCGGGUGUCAGAGUUUGCCACGAUUGCUCCAUCCCCGAUCUCGAUUAUGCCGACGACGUUGCAAUCCUUAGCAAGUUCAACGCGGAGGUCCAGCAUGCACUCGACGAGGUCAGUCGCAUGGCCAAAAUGGUGGGGAUGAAAAUUAACGCUUCCAAGACGAAAAUUCUCUCUGCGAACUACCCCCUACCUGAUCGAGUGGCUGUAACCCUCUAUGGUGAAGCUGCGGAAGAGGUCAAAAGCUUCAAAUAUUUUGGCGCCAAUUUUACAUUACUGGUCAAGCGAAGGACGAAAUCACCACCCGUAUAA
Molecule: messenger RNA, 507 nt
Organism: Acanthosepion pharaonis
Lineage: Eukaryota; Metazoa; Mollusca; Cephalopoda; Sepiida; Sepiidae
Source: the annotation of a GenBank genome assembly